Nicotiana attenuata is the source of this 1338-nucleotide messenger RNA. Its product is annotated as actin-related protein 2/3 complex subunit 3. The transcript is spliced from 6 exons. Gene Ontology annotation, molecular function: actin filament binding. Gene Ontology annotation, biological process: regulation of actin filament polymerization; Arp2/3 complex-mediated actin nucleation. Gene Ontology annotation, cellular component: cytoskeleton; Arp2/3 protein complex. NCBI's taxonomy places the organism in Eukaryota, Viridiplantae, Streptophyta, Magnoliopsida, Solanales, Solanaceae. Bases 273 to 797 code for a protein of 174 amino acids. The record is from RefSeq and is a predicted model, not a curated record.
CAGAAAACUUAACCCCUUCCUUUCGAUCGCAAAAGCUUUCAGUAUUUCGCCCGGUGAAAUUACCUCUCUCUUCUCCCAAAUCUCGGCUCUCAGAUCUGUUCGGUUUUUGCUUAGAGGUCCAUGUAUAUUUUUAAAGCAUCGAAGGAAAUCCGAUUUUGCUACUCUAAGGUCCAUUCUUAACUUGAUCUUUUAAAUAUUGGUUUAUUUGCCUCUUUGACUAGAGAGUGUAAAUUCCCCUCUGCUGGUACUAAACAAGAAUUCCAGCAAGGAAUAUGGUUUAUCACUCCAGUUUUGUUGAUGAGGAAGGAGUUAGUAAAGCUUGUGGAUGCCCUUUAUUACCUCUGAAAAGCCAUAUAAAGGGACCUGCUCCAGUUUCAGAACAAGAUACAACUGAUAUUGUCGAUGAAGCAAUCACAUUCUUCCGAGCAAAUGUCUUCUUCAAAAACUUUGAUAUUAAAAGCUCAUCUGACAAGCUACUUAUCUAUUUGACAUUGUAUAUCAACAUCGCUCUAAAGAGACUUGAAGGCUGCAGAACUUUAGCUGAAGGAACCAAGGCUAUCAUCAACCUAGGUUUGGAAACAGUUCCUGUACCUGGAGAGUCAGGUUUUCCCUUCCCGGGCUUAUUUACUGCUGCCCAAUCUAAGAAAGAAGCAGAACUAUUCAGGAAUUAUCUGAGGCAAAUAAGGGAGGAAACUAGUGGGAGAUUAUUAAGUGUUGCUUAUCGACAUAAUGGAACUCCUAACAAAUGGUGGUUAGCAUUUGCCAAGAGAAAGUUUAUGAACAUGAUUCUUCCUUGACUAAGUUUCUGCUGUUGAUCAGAGCUUCAACUUCUGCAGAGGAUGAUUUUACUGCUACGGAAUUCGUAGACUACCUAGUGAGGUUUGUUUGUGAUGAACAAUGACUGGUGAUGCACAAUGUUUUUCAGGACCAGACUUUCUAUAGGAGCAUCUAAUAUGCUUAUCCAAAGAAUUGCUUUUUGGCUCAUUUCAUGUGUUAUCAACGAAUAAUUGAACCGAGAACGCAUAAUAUUACCUACUUUGUGCACUUUGUAAAGUACUCACUCUACUUGUAAUUGCUCAAGUAGUGGGCAUUCAUACAGUCGACUCCAACUUGCUUGGGGUUGAGGCAUAUCUGUUAUUGUUGUAAUUGUAGUUGCUUAAGCUACAUAUAUUGUUAGUGUAAAUUGUGUGAAAGAAGUGUGCACACCAAAAUGACCCAAUUUGCAAGAAAGGGAUUUAGACAAAGAUAUUUGUGGGCCAACUAGAUAUGAGUCUUUCCUAUUCAAGUAAUAAAAUAUGUAUUUUGAUGAUGUUGAAUCAAAUAAAACAAUGCAAAAUA